AUGUCGGCCUCCCCACCGCCGGAGAAGGAUGUCGAACAGAACGCUCAGUCCGGUGAAGAGCAGGACCCCAUUGACCGAACCGAAGAGGGCGCACAAGGCCAAGGCAUGACUGACUUCGAGGUCAAAGAACAGGACCGAUGGCUUCCCAUCGCCAAUGGUAACACCACCCUUUGUUUCUAUUUGCUCGUCUCUUUCCGCGACAUGCGCGUCAGGCCCUGUGCGAUCCCGACAGAAUGUGCGACAAUGCUGGUUGCUCUAAAGACGGGCCUCCUCAUUCGUCACGCGCCGCUCGCGCCGCUCAUCAUGAUUUGCAUCGCAGCUCCCAGCGCCAGACCGCGGUACUUGAGCCACUCACAGCUCAUCAUGUCGUCGGAUGGCUCACCCACGCCCAAGCACCGUCUUGUUUCACCCUCGCGCCCCCUGACCGUGUCGUCCGAUGCUAACAUACGCAACUUUGCUCCAGUGGCCCGCAUCAUGAAGAUGGCUCUGCCCGACAAUGCAAAGAUCGCCAAAGAGGCCAAGGAGUGCAUGCAGGAAUGCGUCAGCGAGUUCAUCUCGUUCAUCACAAGCGAGGCGUCAGAGAAGUGCCAACAGGAGAAGCGCAAGACGGUAAACGGCGAGGAUAUCCUCUUUGCCAUGACCUCGCUCGGCUUCGAAAACUAUGCCGAGGCGCUCAAAAUCUACCUGUCCAAAUAUCGCGAGAGAUCGCAUUCUGAACAUCCAACUGAUUGGGAUGAGACCCAAUCCACAAGGGGCGAGAACCAGGGGCGACCAGGCAGCAGCGGGGGCUAUCAGGCCGGUGCCGCUGGCGCCAACAAUUCCGCUGCAGCCAAUGCCGCCGGCUACGCUCCCGGGCAAUCCGAGAAUGCCAACAGCCUACUGAGUCCCAGUCAAGGACUCGACAGCGAGCACGACGGCCCCGCCGCCUACGGCUACCCCGGCGCCGUGACCGGCCACAAUGGCAUCAGCGAGAACUACUAG
Messenger RNA from Cyphellophora europaea CBS 101466, 981 nucleotides. RefSeq lists its product as uncharacterized. Gene Ontology annotation, biological process: regulation of transcription by RNA polymerase II. Gene Ontology annotation, cellular component: CCAAT-binding factor complex; nucleus. The transcript has 3 exons. Lineage: Eukaryota; Fungi; Ascomycota; Eurotiomycetes; Chaetothyriales; Cyphellophoraceae. The coding region runs from base 1 to 981 and encodes 326 amino acids. Gene Ontology annotation, molecular function: RNA polymerase II cis-regulatory region sequence-specific DNA binding; protein heterodimerization activity; DNA-binding transcription activator activity, RNA polymerase II-specific. The record is from RefSeq and is a predicted model, not a curated record.